AUGAGGCAAUUUAAUGUGGUAGUUCUUGGAGCCGGAGGUGUUGGGAAAUCAGCACUGACUGUUCGUUUCAUCCAAGACGUCUUUGUCGAGAAUUACGACCCAACAAUUGAAGAGGAAUAUCGGAGAACGAUCACGGUGGACGGACAACUUGAUUCGCUCGAAGUUCUUGAUACAGCCGGUGCAGAACAGUUUACUUCUCUCAAUGAAGUUUACAUCAAGUCGGGUCGUGGGUUCGUUCUUGUGUUUAGUUUGACGCAAGAAGCUAGCCUUCAGGAAGUCGAUAACUUGCGAAAGCAAAUCCUGAGGAUCAAAGGAGGCGAUACAACAGCGCCUAUUGUAAUCGUCGGCACAAAACUUGAUUUAGUGAAUGAAAGAGAAGUUCAGCGCGCAACAAUUCAGACGCUGGCUUCGCGGUGGGAAUUACCUUUCUACGAAACAUCAGCAAAAAGAAAUUGGCAUGUCGCAGAAGUAUUUGAAGAAUUGCUGAGACAGAUGCGAAUAAGAUACCCAGCGGAUCCUUCAAGGGGACGGAGAAGGCGGGCGAGUGGAUGUAUCGCGAUGUAG
Psilocybe cubensis is the source of this 564-nucleotide messenger RNA. RefSeq lists its product as uncharacterized. Gene Ontology annotation, biological process: signal transduction. Gene Ontology annotation, molecular function: GDP binding; GTPase activity; GTP binding. Bases 1 to 564 code for a protein of 187 amino acids. NCBI's taxonomy places the organism in Eukaryota, Fungi, Basidiomycota, Agaricomycetes, Agaricales, Agrocybaceae. Gene Ontology annotation, cellular component: plasma membrane. The record is from RefSeq and is a predicted model, not a curated record. The transcript is spliced from 8 exons.